Molecule: messenger RNA, 789 nt
Organism: Effrenium voratum
Lineage: Eukaryota; Dinophyceae; Suessiales; Symbiodiniaceae
Source: the annotation of a GenBank genome assembly
AUGGCGGACAUGGAGGUCGGCUUCCAGCGCUCAGAGAUGAACUCGGAGCCACUGGCAGGCACCAUGAAGCCCCUGGAGAAGCACCUCUUCCUCACCUGGGGCCUGGCGACGGCCUGGCCGGAGGACCCCUUCGACAAGACCCACGCCGGGACGUUGCCGGUGGAUUUGGACCAAGCGCUGGGCAAGGCCAAGAAGGAAAUCAAGAGCAAGCUGCGUCUCACGCUGGUGGAGCGCGAAGCCGGCAUGGAGGACGGGCAUGUGAUGCUGUACCCCGACGGGGUUCAGUUCGACCUGGGCGCGGAUGGCGCGAAGACUCAAGAGCUGGUGAAAUACCUCAAGGGCGAGGUGAGCAAAGGACUCCGCGCCCGCGACAUCGAGGACGCCACGGUCUUCGUGUGCGCUCACCUGCAGCGGGACGCGCGGUGUGGGCAUUGCGGGCCUGAGCUGAGCAAAGCAGCCCAGAGCCUCGUGGCCACCGGCCAGGUGCCCAAACUGAACAUCCGGCGGUGCUCGCACGUUGGUGGCCACAAAUACGCGGGCAAUGUGAUUGUGUACGGCGGGGACUACGGCGGACACUGGUACGGCUACGUGACGCCGCAGAACUUGCGGCGGGUGCUGCAGGGCCUCGAGGUGAAGGGCCGGCUGUGGCGGGGCCAGGUGGGCCUCACGGAGAAGGAGGCGAUGGCGCAACGGCGGAAGCAGGUGCUGAUGGACUAUCUCCCCGCCGCUCUCACCCUGGCGCUCGUGGCCGGCGUCGCCUACACCUGGCUUCGGGACCGAAAGCGGUGA